AUGUUGGGGACGAGGUCUCAAGAAGCCACGAUCUCGUCUCUGAGGCAAAAAGAACGGUUGAUCCUUGAUCGAGAUCAGAUUAUACAAGCAUAUUAUGGCCGUUAUACUCAGCAAGGUACAAUAAGAUUAUGCAAGAAAGAGAGAAAUACGGUAGGAGAGUUAUUGAGAAUGAAAUGGAGGAACCAGAAAUGGAAAUUGAUUACAACGCAUUCACGAUUAGUUUCUAAUCGGUUACAACAAAUUCAUCUUCCUCAUAAAAAAAAAAAAGAAAAUUCACCUUUUAGAGAGAGUGAAUUUAGAUUUUGCAUUGACCCCAUGUUUAAUAAACAUGAUAAGUUGAUUGUUUCAAUCACACGUUUGUAA
Messenger RNA from Cetraspora pellucida, 363 nucleotides. Lineage: Eukaryota; Fungi; Glomeromycota; Glomeromycetes; Diversisporales; Gigasporaceae. The record is from the annotation of a GenBank genome assembly.